Molecule: messenger RNA, 3444 nt
Organism: Chaetomium strumarium
Lineage: Eukaryota; Fungi; Ascomycota; Sordariomycetes; Sordariales; Chaetomiaceae
Exons: 4
Coding region: 275-3178 (967 amino acids)
Biological process (GO): regulation of DNA-templated transcription; DNA-templated transcription
Cellular component (GO): nucleus
Molecular function (GO): zinc ion binding; DNA-binding transcription factor activity, RNA polymerase II-specific; DNA binding
Source: RefSeq, a predicted model, not a curated record
CACCGAACCGGGCAGCCGUGCAGCGGCGGAUGCCAGCUUACCAAUCCUUCAAAGAGUGCGACCUCAUCUCUCGAGAUCCGAGACGGGUUGACAAACAAUUGAACCCCCGACUUGCCUCGCCUGGAGCAGGGCCCAGUCCGCGACAACUGAGCGAUGAAUAAGCAUAAGCGCGGGGCUCGCAUUCGAUCCGGCGCCGGAAUUGUUUACUCAACGCAGUCCGUGUCCUGCUAUUUACCCCGACUAGGUAAUAAGGUAGUCAGGCCGAGUUUCCGUCAUGUUCCUUGAAGCUUCCACGCUGCCGACCGGUCCGGGAGACAGGGCACCCGCGGCGGACCUGGGCUGGACCGAUGCGCCGGCGGCUACUAGUACUAAGCAGGAACAAGAAGCGAGACCGCCGCCGCGCAAGCGGAGGAGGAUCGUCAUCUCGUGCACCGAGUGCCAUCGGCGGAAGCAGAAGUGCGACCGCAAGCUUCCCUGCACAAACUGCGUCUCGCGCAACAAACAGAGCGCAUGCCAAUAUGAAAAGGGGGCGCCGACUGCCAAACAGCUGCAGAACAAUGGCAAUGGCAAUGGCAGGGCGGUGAUGACCAGCAAGGGCACGGCGUCGUCGGCCUCCCCCGGCGGUUGCAUCACCAUGGCGGCCCAACAAGCCCUCGAUGAGGAAUAUGAAUCCACCACCGACACAACCACAACCGUCAUAACCGGCAUCCCCACCAAAGCAACCGCCUUCGGCUACUCCCACACAGGCGUCAACACGCUCGACUUCCUCACCCGCAUCGAAGCCAUCAACACAGCUACCUCCUCCUCCUCUUCCCCCUCCCAACCCUUCAUGUCGUCAGCAGCCGCAGCAGCGUGCACCACCCCGGAGGCGAUCGCCACCCGCGACCGCUACCGCAGCCUGAUCCGCCAACUCCCCCCGCGCGCGGCGAUCGAGCGCCUGAGCACCAUCUACUUCACCGAGUUCAACUGGCAGUACGACAUGCUGGACCGCGACGUGUUCGACGCCCAGCUGAGCGAAUGGUACCGCCAGCCGUUCACGCUGCUCUCGGGCGGGGGGCCCGGCCCGGGGGCGCUGGACGUGGAGUUGAGGGCGUUCCCGGCCGUGGUGUUUCAGGUUUGCGCUGUUGCGCUGCUUACGCUUGAUCAUGAUAAUGAUGAUACUAGUAAUGAUGACGUUGACGUUGUUAAGGGGGGCGGUGAUAAGGCGGGGAAUUGGGGGGACGGGGUGUUGCAAGGGCUCAAGUAUGCCGGCGGCAUGACAUUUGAGGAUUUGGCGAGGGAGUAUAGUGAGAGCGGCAUGGAGAUUCUGGCGGUCUUGGGGAAGCGGGGGAUGGGGUUGAAUACCGUCCUGGCCGGGUGGGUAAGGGCGAGCUUUCUGAAGUAUUUUGGGUGGGUGACUGAGUCGUGGCACGCCGUGGGCUCGGCAAUACGCGACGCGCAGGAAAUCGGGCUGCACCAGGACAGCCGGGAUCCCAAGCCGGCGAGCGACAGCGCCGAGGCGGUGCUGGAGAACCAGUGGUACAUCCAGCGGCGGCGCAAGUGCUGGAUGACGCUGGUCUGCUGGGACCUGCACAUGGCCUGCGUGCUGGGCCGCCCGACCACGGCGAGCCUGGGCAUGGCAACCCCUACGCUGCCCGUUGACGCGCCCGUGCCCAGGGACCGGUCCAGGACGCCCGUGGUGCCGCGCGGCGACAACGACCCGCCCACGCCGCUGACGAGGGAGCUCUGGACGCACCACAUCAUCCAGCCGCUCAAGGAGGUUCUCGAGCUGCAGAAGGACGGGCCGUGUCCCAAGGACUUCAGUCGCGUCGACCGGCUGCACAACGAGGUGCUGCGCCUCGACGCCAGCAUGCCCGCCUUUUUCCGGCUGCAGAACCCGGACAGGCGCUUCGACGGCCUGCCCGAGUGCUACUGGAUGAACCUGGCGCGCGCCAUCCUGCCGCAGAUCACCAGCUUCGAGCUGAUGGCGCUACACCGGCCGUACAUCUUCACACGGCCCAAGAGCCGGACCGAGGCGCUCAAGGCGAGUCUGGACAUGCUGCACGCCCAGCGGCUGCACUUUAUGGCGCUCAAGCCGCGGAUGUACAAGACGUUCUCGCUCUUCUUCGGCACCUUCGACGCCAUCGUCCUCAUGGCCGCCAUCUACAUCCUCUUCCCUAAGGAGCACCCGGACCUGGUGCAGAGCGCACUCCAGCACUUCCAGUGGGCCGUCGAGCGCUUCGAGGCCAUGUCGCAGCGCAACCCCCUGGCGAGGUCGGCCCUCGGCGUCCUCGGCGCCAUCUACCCGCGGCUGAAGCGGGCGCUAGGCAUAUCCUGCCGCGCGGCGCGCGCCAUGCUGACGCCGUCGUCUUCGUCCACCGGCACAGGCAGCACAGGCAGCACCGUCCCGUCUCUCGCCGACACGCCGCACACCACCACCAGCAGCACGACGAGCUUUUCCAACCAUUCUCCGUCCGUCAGCAAACUACCUGUAGUACCUACCAGCAACAGUAGCUUAAAUGUAUCCACUCCGGCCAGCAGCACAGCAGACACCACCAACGACUUCUCCCGUCCUCCUCAACAGACGACCACCUCCUUCAACCCCCUUUCAAGCAGCAACAACAACCGUGUAACCUCCUCGUCGGUAUCAUCAGUCUCAGCCACGCCGGGCGAGUUCAACUUCAACCUCGACCCGGACCUGUUCCGCACCACCGACACCACAGGCACAGAUACCACCACCACCCAGCAUAGCCAACCAGGUAAUGGCGGCGAUGGCAGCAGCGCGAUAGACUGGACGCUGCCCAGCGACUUUGACUGGGCCAGCCUGCAGCCUAUCUAUGCGACCAGCGAUCUGGUGUAUCACGACCUGGGCGGGAGGUUUGGUCUCAAUCAUUCCGGUUCCGGUUCCGCGUGGGGGUUUGAGUUUCACGGUUCUGGUGCGGGUUCGGGUUCGGGUGGUGGUGAUGGUGGUGGUGCGUCAAACUAUGCCGGGACAGGGACAGGUAACGGUAACGGGGUGGAGGUGAACGGGAAUGGCAAUGUGACCACAGAGAUAGCAGAUGGAGGCGGAGGCGGAGGCGGAGGAGGAGGAGGGGGAGGGAUAGGGGCGACGGGUUCGGGUCCGGCGUUUUGUCAAUUUGCGGGCGAUUUUGGGGAUGAUAGUGUCUGGAGUUUGCUGAAUCAGUAUGUGCCCUUUUGAGGACUCGGAGGGUGAAAAGAGGGGGCUUUGCUUUGGUGUCGAAGUGGGAGAGAUAUACUACGCUUACCAGGUACCUAGAGGGAGCUCACCUUGGUUGUUUUGGGGAACUUAUAUAUAUAUAUAUCCGGGUCCUGGUCAAGGUUCACAGGCGCUCAGAAUAGUUAUUUAGAAGAGGUCCGAAUUGGAGUAUUAAUACAUCAUGACUGGCCCAAAGCCAUGUCUCUCUAUAGGGACUUCACUCGGUAUAUCAGCGAUUUCCCUCUCCG